AUGUGUGGAACUUUGACUGACACCUCGGGGACGGCAGCUUCACGCUACUGGACCGGAGAUGUGCCUACUUGUGAGUUAAUAGAUUCUAUACGUAGCGUGCAUGGUGCAUCUACCCCAGGUGGAGCUGCCCGAUUGCGUCAGACAUCCCAGCAACAGCAGUGCUUGAAGGCCGGUCGCUAUUCUAAUUCAAGACCUGUAUCUAUGCUGAGUGAACUUUCCGUAGAUGCCAGUUCUCUCCACUCUAUUUUCUCGUCUAGCGGCAUCGGUGUAGGAGUGACUUCUAGGCCUGGCAACGUCCGCUUCGACAACUCAAGCUGCGAACCAGCCGCCAACCUCUUUCUCGAAUCCGCAAAGAACGACAAAGGCGUAGGGAAGGGAGGCAUAAGCUCGUCCAGCUCUCUUUCCUCCCUCUCGUUGGCUCCCAGACGAACGAAUGAGGCCAAGGUCACCGAAAGAAGGGCUAAGCCAGCGAACAAUCCAUCACGUCCGUUUUCCACUAGCGCAACCUCGAAUGCUACAUCUUCACUGGCCCCCAGCUUCAAUCAUUCGGCCGACGAAACUGCAAGCUGUCGAAGCGCCUAUCUCAAUCGGCAGGGCAAAGUGGAUCGGGAUAUUUUAAACCAAAUUGCUGGAUUUAAUUCAAAUGGCCCUCUCUCACGCGUGCCAAGACGCCGCGCUACUCCCACUACAGCGGCACACUCCGGCCAGACGACUGCGAGUACUCCGCAAAAUUCCUUGCUCAACUUCUCGUCUUCAUCCUCACUUUCGCCAAUAUCUUCCAAAGUUGCUGUUGUUCGUGAAAUGUCCGCCAAGGCUAUCGCUUCCUCUCCUUAUCCACUUAAAUCGGCAACCGCUGCUGUGUCACCAAUUGAUCCCUCAAGCCUGGCUGCUCAGACCUCUCUCGGUUUGACAGGCAGCAAUCUGACGCUCACCGGGAUUGAUAGCGAGGUAUCUCUUCUGUUCUGA
This is a messenger RNA of Protopolystoma xenopodis, 966 nucleotides long. Lineage: Eukaryota; Metazoa; Platyhelminthes; Monogenea; Polystomatidea; Polystomatidae. The record is from the annotation of a GenBank genome assembly.